Messenger RNA from Penicillium nucicola, 3681 nucleotides. RefSeq lists its product as uncharacterized. Lineage: Eukaryota; Fungi; Ascomycota; Eurotiomycetes; Eurotiales; Aspergillaceae. Gene Ontology annotation, biological process: endosomal vesicle fusion; vesicle-mediated transport; autophagy. The record is from RefSeq and is a predicted model, not a curated record. Gene Ontology annotation, cellular component: cytoplasm; fungal-type vacuole membrane. The transcript is spliced from 4 exons. The coding region runs from base 1 to 3681 and encodes 1226 amino acids.
AUGGCUUCGGACCUUGGAAUUGGUCCCCGCAAGAGGCGGAGGACCAGUCCUCCAGGGACUGCGCCUUAUGUGCUACGAUCCCUCUUCGAGGAUGUCCCGUUGGCAACCGAGCAUAGCUCCGAUGUCUACAUCACUUGCGUUGAAUAUUGGAAUGAAAACCUAUAUAUCGGUACCUCUGCAGCUGAGAUCCUACACUUUGUAUGCCUUCCGCCAGCUUCCCCGGACGAGUCAAGCGAACCCACCUUCAUACUGGCGUCCCGAUUGCCUAUCAUAUUCGCCCAAAGCCCCCCAGCGGGAAGUGAUCAACAAGGCGUUCGGCAGAUAGUUAUCUUAUCCUCAGUGGGCAAAGCAUGUGUUCUCUGCAAUGGCACCGUUACUUUCUAUAUGCUGCCGGAGCUCAGCCCGGCCUUUGGAACAACAAAGGUUAAUCAGUGUCGCUGGAUCGGUGGUCUAGAUCUCAAUCGGGAUUCAGAGGAACAUGAAGAUCCUACAGUGAUGAUCGCCGUCCAGAACAGGAUGAUGUUGGUCCAAAUCGGAGACGAGGCACGUCGGAUCAAGAAGAUCGAGUUCCCCGGUUGCUUGGUUGCGGCACGACGAGGAACCAUUGCAUGUGCUGCUGACGCACAUUCGUAUUCAUUGCUUGAGGUGGCGCACCAGCAGAAGAUACCUCUCUUCCCUAUCUCCUCCUCAAGUGAGGUCUUCGAGUCGGGACAUGUCGAAGAUAUGAACCCAGCGCCGCCAACCCCGCUUAAGCGCUCACCCUCUUCUUCAUAUCCUAACUCGCCGCCUGUUGAUCCCCGUGGGCAUGGUCGAAGUAGCAGUACAAAUACGUUUGUGGGGAUGCUCUCACCACAUGCACAAGGCUCUCAGAUAGACAGAUCACCGUCAGGGACACCGGACCCUUUCACAUCCAGUGGCACCCUUCGAAGAUCGAGCUCGGAAGAGCAGAACCACUCUCCAAGCCACGAUAUCUCCAAGCCAUUACCACCUGUGCCGCCACCAUCAAAGCAAAGCUCGAAGCGUCUGCAGCCUCAUGUAGUGUCUCCGACACCCUCAGAGUUCUUACUAGUCACAGGAACUGAAGCAACAGAGCCGGGUGUUGGAAUGUUCGUGGACAUGGACGGCGAAGUGGUCCGGGGCACGAUCAACUUUCACCGAUUCCCCAAGUCAGUUGUAAUUGAUACCGGUGAAAGCGAUCAAAUCUUCCAACCAAGUGAAGAUGCCAAAGAAGAGUUCAUCCUUGCUGUCAUCGAAGACGAUGAAGAAGGACAAUCACGUACUCGACUUGAAAUCCAACGUUGGGAUGAUGACCCAGGCGAGAUUGAGCGGAAUAGGAGAUGGAUAGAUCUCCCGCCUCCUGGAGAAGACAAAACUCCCGAAGUUGGCCUCAAGCACACGCUGAGCCCCAGCCAUCUCGAGCUCAAUGAGAUUGGUAAGCUGUUACAAAUGGUCCGCCUCAAAACUCCUCUUUUAUCACCUCAUGUUCCGGUCGCAGACCCAAGAACACACGCAUCCAUUGAGCAGCUCCAAAAGGAAAAGGAACUGUUUGAUCCACAAGAUUUGACUGAUUCCGAGGGACCCAAGAAAGGCGAGGGCUCACCAGAGCAAACCUGGGAAAAAGAAAGAAACGCCGAAGAAGCAAAGUUCGCAUAUGGUCUGGGCAAGGCCCAAAGCAGCCUCAUUUUGUGGUCUGGCUCACAGAUAUGGCGUCUUCUACAGAAUCCUUUGGUAGUCCAACUUGAGGAUACUCUGCAAAAGGCCCAAGAGACAAAUGAAAGCGACCAAACAGUGCUGCAGAGAGAUGUUGUUUUGGACUUACUACUCUCAAUUCAGGACACGGAGCCAAAGACUGAAGCUGAGUUCAUUGGGCUCAGCUACGUGAAGCAAAAGGCGUGUCUUUUGCUCUACGGAGACCUUCUAUCUAUGCAGCCAAACGACCGUAGUGAGUCAGCAAUCAAGCAGACCGAACAAGCACUGGUGGCAGGUAACCUCGACCCUCGUCUGGCCUUGCUGCUUAUUCCCCUGCUUCGAUGCGAGGUGCUACAAGGCCCGCAGGGCAUAUGGAUACAUGCCGGACUGACUUCAAUGGCGGUGAAGUACACUCAGCAAGUCGGAAAGACAGGUGUCGAAACAUCUGGGCUAGAUGCUUCCCGCAGUCCAGUUCUGAACAUGGUAAAGCGCUUCCUUCUGUCUUGGCAGCAAAAGCGAGGAUACGGCAGUAUUACCGAUGAAUCAUAUGUAUUGGAUAGCACGGAUGCUGCGCUACUGCAUUUGACCCUGGAACAAGAUGCCUACCUGACACCCGAUCAGCGGGCAGCGUCACCACUUCGCUCUGAGUUGAACAAGUUGGUUGACAACUGGAAGGGCAACUUUGAUCGAGCAGUGAUGCUACUCGAGACAUAUAAGCGGCUAUAUGUGCUGAGCCGUUUGUAUCAGAGCCAAAAGAUGUCUCGGAAUGUGCUCAAGACCUGGCGGAGGAUUGUGGACGGGGAGACAGACGCCGGUGGAGAGGUUUCCGCAUCUGGCGUGGAAACGCAGAUGCGUAGGUACUUGGUGAAAAUCAAGGAUGCACAACUGGUCGAGGAAUAUGGCGCUUGGCUAGCUGGGCGAGAUCCUGCCCUAGGUAUCCAAGUAUUCGCGGACAAUGCCAGCCGGGUCAGACUGGAGCCAGCAGAUGUUGUUUCUUUACUCAAAGAACGGGCUCCCAAUGCUGUCCAGGCCUACCUUGAGCACCUGGUGUUUGCCAAAAAUUACACACAAUAUGCCGACGACUUGAUCUCAUACUACCUGGACACAGUGAUUGCCGUACUCGAGUCAUCGCCAGAAGCACGCGAAUCUUUAGCCGAUUCUUACUCAACCUACCGGGCCCUUCGUGCCCCGAAACCAACGUACCUAAACUUCAUCACUGAAAACACACCCGCAGAACCGUGGUGGCAGUCCCGCCUCCGCCUCCUCCAACUCUUAGGCGGAAUAUCCAGCUCCCAAUUCUCAUCAAAACCACUGCCCAUAGGAAUAAGCUACUCAAUCCCAGCGGUGCUUACCCGCAUCGAACCAUUUCAAAACGAGCUCGUCUCAGAAUGCAUUAUCCUAGACGGCCUUCAAGGCCACCACCGCGCCGCCCUCCGUCUUCUGACCCACGGUCUAGGCGACUACGACUCCGCAAUCCGCUACUGCCUCUUCGGCGGCCCGCGCAGCUCCUCCUCUUCAACUGGAACACCGCCAGACCUAGCAGAACACACUCUGCAAUCCUCCCUCUUCCGCCAUCUCCUAGACGAAUUCCUCCAAAUCAAAGAUCUAUCAGACCGCAUCGAGCGCACAAGUGAUCUCCUCGCUCGCUUCGCGGCUUGGUUUGAUGUUCGUGAAGUCCUCGAGCUCGUUCCGGAAGAUUGGAGCGUCGACAUUCUCGGCGGCUUCUUCGUGCACGUCUUCCGAGCCCUCGUUUCGCAGUCGAGAGAGUCGCGCAUCGAGCGUGCCCUCAGUGCUGGUCUGAACCUGCGUAUUGGCGCUGAGUACAUCGAUGGCAUGGAGAAGGCUGGGCCUUGGGUUGAAGAGAACGAGGGGGUGAGACGGUUGAAGGAUGCUCAGCAGAAUGAGGCUUUGCAGACUGACAGUGCUGAUGAUGCUGACCAUGACUCUGAUGAUUUCGGGGAGACAGUGGGGCCUGAAGAAGUGGGACAGUAA